Molecule: messenger RNA, 2581 nt
Organism: Aricia agestis (brown argus)
Lineage: Eukaryota; Metazoa; Arthropoda; Insecta; Lepidoptera; Lycaenidae
Product: interaptin-like
Exons: 6
Coding region: 143-2290 (715 amino acids)
Source: RefSeq, a predicted model, not a curated record
UUCAAGAUAUAACUGCCACCGAGUGAUGUACCUACAAAAGUUUUGCGCCUCAGAAUUUCUAUUUUAUGAAUUAAAUGUGUGCUAAGUUAAACUAAUUUAAAUAAACAGACCAAUAAUUUAAUAAUUGCAUAUCACUUUAGCAAUGUUCUCAAAAGCUAAACGAUUUGAACCCCUUGUUCCUUCCAAAACCAAACCAAAGACACAAAUAAGCACUGAUUCGUCGUCUAAGACUAAAAUACCAUCAGCAGCUAAGCCGAAAUUACAUUCAGCGCCAGCGUCGAAAAUAAACUUUGAUUCCCAAUCUCUAUGCAGUUCCAGUGUUAAAAGCAUCAAAUCUUUUGCUACUCCUCAACAGCUGAAGAACAUACCAUCUCAGCAUGCAAAAAAUCUAAAGCCGCCACUUUCUGCUAAAAGUACCAAUAAAAAAGUUGAUAAUAAACUUCAGGAUGAUAUGUUAAAAGCCCAUGAAGUGGAAAUAAGAAAUAAAGAUUAUACAAUAAAAGAAUAUGUGAAACAAAUAGAGGAAUUAAAAUGUGAAAUUUCUAAUUUGCAAAAAACACUCAAGGACAAAACAAAUUCAGAAAUAAAUAAAAUUAAUGAAAACUUUAAACAAAUUGACAUUAACAAUGAUGAAGAAAAUGACUUUGUGGAUGAGGACAAGGAAAAUAUUUCCAAUUUUGAUGAUGUGAGAAAAAAUUUGGUUUAUCAAAUACAAAAGCUUCAAAACCAAUGUAAAAGUUUAGAAGAAGAAGUGAAUAGUAAGCAAGUAGAGCUGACAUCACUGGAAGAUGUCAUCACUAUCAGGGAUAGCUUGUGUGCAGACUUGCAGAAAAAACUUAGUGAUGUUGAAUCCUGUUUGGAUGAGACCCGACAAAGGCUCGAGAUGGUAAAAGGUCAUCAUGCUCUUGCAUUAGAAGCCAACGAGAGCAUAAGAAGAGAGUAUAAAUUGGAGUUGGAGACAUUAAAAUCUAGACUCGACGAGGAAAAGCAAGCCAUUAUAAGCAAGAGCAAAGCAGAUUUAGAAAACUUGAAAAUAAAUUACACAAAUAUAAUUGAAACUUUGAGAAAUCAAAUAGCAAAUGAAAAAGAUGAUAAAAUUUAUGAAUUGCAAAAGUUGCUUGCCAGUAAGGAGAAAGAGAUGAAAGCUAAGCUGGAGCAAGUCAAUGAAGCUUCUCGGGAGAAGUUAAAAUUAUGUGAAAUUCAGUUUGAAGAGAGGACCAGCAGCUUACAGGAGCACUGGUCGCAGCAACAAAUUUUAAUUAAGGAACUCGAAAAUGAAGUUGCUAAUUUAAAUAUUAAAAUUAACGAGAACAUAGAAAGUAAAGCUGACUUGCAAAAGAAAAUAACAGAUCUACAAGAUGAAAGAAAUACCCUAGAGUUAAACUUAGAACAGCUUCAGAGAGAAUUGAAAGAAAUAAAAGAAGACUCUAAAAACAAAACAACAAACAUGGAGAAUGAAAUCAGCAAUCUAAAACUUGAAAUAGAUAGGGUGACUAAAGAGAAAAAUAAAUUUGAAAUGUCUCUAUCAGUAACUAGAGAUAUUGUUCAAGUCCUAACCAUGAGACUAAGGGAAUCAGACAAUGAAGUUGAACAUUUGGAGAAACAAGUUCAAACAUUGAGUCACACUAAAGAUGUUUUAGAAGAAGAGCUGGCGACAUAUAAGAAUUCACUCAAUAACACCAUACUAGAAUGCAAUGAGUACAAAGAGGCUCUAGUGAAUAUAUUGAAAUCUAAAGCUGCAUUGGCCAAAGAACACAACAGAAUCAUGGAACAUAAUGUAACUCUUAUAGAAAGUCUACAAAAUGUCGAGAAAGAGGCAUAUAGGGAGCUGGGUUCGAUUAAAAGUGAGCUGAUUGAAGAUGUCGAAUUAAUAAAAAAGGAAUCUAGUUCUCAAAUUAAAAUGUUACGUGAUGAGGUGGAGAAAAAGAGGUUGUUAUGUGAAUUGGCGACCGAGCAUGCGGGCCAAGCGAGCGCAGCGGCCGAGCAGUCGCGAGUGCUGCUGGCUCGCGCCGCCUCCGAUCUGCAGAGGCUGGAAGCAGACAACCGCCGCUUACAGAGUCAGAUCCAAGAUCAACAGUCGCUCGUUGUGGAGUUGUCGCUGCUUCGACAAGAGAACGAGGAGCUCUCAAUGAACUUAGCCAAACAAACUUCUAUCAUUGACAAAAUGAAGAAGGAAGCUGACCAAGUGGAUACUAAGCCGAAGUCUCCUUCUUUGUUUCGCAAAACGCAGAAGAUUGGCAAGGAGAAUGUCCAGAUUGUUGUCUCUCCACUUCGGGAGCGUAAUCAUUGACUUGCUACUUUAUUUUUUGCGACACAAAACUACCAAAAUCAUGUUUAUUUCCUAAAUUGAAGUUUAUUUCCAUGUUAAAAAUCACGUUUUAUUUAUUGGUAAGCAUAACGCAAUGCACGUCUAAAAGUUAUGGUUUUUCUAUGAAAUUUUUUUUGUUUUUAAUUUUUAGAAAACCUCGACAUGUUCGAUUUAAAAUAUCACAACUGUUAUUCUAUACUGUUAAAGUGACCGGUGACGCUGCGUUAAAGUAAAUAAAAUCAGCCAAGUGCGAGUCGGACUCGUGCACGAAGG